AUGCUUUUCGAAAGUUUUGAUCUGGUUUCUGCGCUGGCUACCCUUGCUGCAUGCCUGGUAUCAUUGACUCUGCUCUUGGCAGUGUCCCAACAGCUGUGGCAGCUGCGCUGGGCAGCCACUCGGGACAAAAGCUGCAAGUUACCGAUCCCUAAAGGGUCUAUGGGAUUCCCCUUAAUCGGAGAAACGUUCCACUGGCUGCUCCAGGGAUCCUGCUUCCAAUCGUCCAGGAGGGAGAAAUAUGGCAACGUCUUUAAGACUCACUUGCUGGGACGCCCCUUAAUCCGGGUGACCGGGGCCGAGAACGUGCGGAAGAUCCUGAUGGGAGAGCACCACCUGGUGAGCACGGAGUGGCCCCGGAGCACCAGGAUGCUUCUUGGACCCAACACGGUGGCCAACUCCAUCGGGGACAUCCACAGGCACAAGAGAAAGGUAUUCUCCAAAAUCUUCAGCCACGAAGCUCUGGAGAGUUACCUCCCGAAGAUCCAGCUGGUGAUCCAGGAUACUCUCCGGAUGUGGAGCAGCACCCCGGAGCCCAUCAACGUCUAUUACGAGGCGCAGAAGCUCACCUUCCGCAUGGCCAUCCGUGUCCUGCUGGGCUUCUGCAUCUCUGAUGAGGAGCUCACCCGACUCUUCGAGGUCUACCAGCAGUUUGUGGAGAACGUCUUCUCGCUGCCCGUGGAUCUGCCCUUCAGUGGCUACAGGCGGGGGAUCCGAGCUCGGGAGAUUUUGCAGAAGGGGCUGGAGAAAGCCAUUCGGGAGAAGCUGCAGAACACGCAGGGCAAGGACUAUUCCGAUGCCCUGGACAUCCUGAUAGAAAGCGGCAAGGAGCACGGCAAAGAGCUGACCAUGCUGGAGCUGAAGGAUGGCACCUUGGAGCUGAUCUUCGCUGCCUACGCUACCACGGCCAGCGCCAGCACCUCUCUGAUCAUGCAGCUCCUGAAGCACCCCGGGGUCCUGGAGAAGCUUCGUGAAGAGCUCCGCAGCAAGGGCAUCCUGCACAACGGCUGCAUCUGUGAGGGCUCCCUCCGGCUGGACACCAUCAGCAGUCUCCACUACCUGGACUGCGUGAUCAAGGAGGUGCUACGUCUCUUCACCCCCAUCUCCGGCGGGUACCGGACGGUGCUGCAGACCUUCGAGCUGGACGGCUUUCAGAUCCCCAAAGGCUGGAGCGUCAUGUACAGCAUCCGGGACACACACGACACCGCCCCAGUAUUCAAGGACGUGGACGUCUUUGACCCUGACCGCUUCGGGCAAGACCGUACCGAAGACAAAGACGGCAGGUUCCACUACCUCCCCUUUGGCGGGGGCGUACGGACCUGUCUUGGCAAGCACCUGGCCAAGCUUUUCCUCAAGGCACUAGCCAUUGAGCUGGCCAGCACGAGCCGAUUCGAGCUAGCCACCAGGACUUUCCCUAGAAUCACGCUGGUCCCUGUGGUCCACCCCGUCGAUGGACUCAAGGUCAAAUUCUUCGGACUGGAUUCCAACCAGAACGAGAUCCUGACGGAGACAGAAGCCAUGCUGGGGGCGACAGUGUAA
Messenger RNA from Emys orbicularis (European pond turtle), 1536 nucleotides. Its product is annotated as cytochrome P450 26B1. Lineage: Eukaryota; Metazoa; Chordata; Testudines; Emydidae. The coding region runs from base 1 to 1536 and encodes 511 amino acids. The transcript is spliced from 6 exons. Gene Ontology annotation, molecular function: iron ion binding; monooxygenase activity; oxidoreductase activity, acting on paired donors, with incorporation or reduction of molecular oxygen. Gene Ontology annotation, biological process: sterol metabolic process. The record is from RefSeq and is a predicted model, not a curated record.